Molecule: messenger RNA, 5087 nt
Organism: Sceloporus undulatus (fence lizard)
Lineage: Eukaryota; Metazoa; Chordata; Lepidosauria; Squamata; Phrynosomatidae
Gene: DSE
Product: dermatan sulfate epimerase
Exons: 6
Coding region: 218-3094 (958 amino acids)
Molecular function (GO): chondroitin-glucuronate 5-epimerase activity
Source: RefSeq, a predicted model, not a curated record
UGCGCUGGCUUUCCUUUCUCCACCCCAAACCAGCAUCCUUCCAGCGCUGCGGCCAGAGACCUCCUCCUCCUGCUUCGUCCCGGAGAAGCCAAAGGAGGGGCUCCCCUGGCCUUGGUGGGCUUCCCCGCCAUGGAGUGAGGCAGGCUGCGCUAGGAAGAGCAGAGGCUCCUUCAAAGAUGGUUCGACUGCCAUUGAGACCUGGAGCUCUAAUGCCACAAUGAGGACUCACACACGGGGGGCUCCUAGUGUGUUUUUCAUAUAUAUGGUUUGCUUUGCAGUAGUCUACUGCACCAACAAAACUUGGAGCACUGUGGUUCCCUUCGUUAAUGCCAACUACGAUAGCUACCCAAUGCUCUACUUUUCCAGAGAUGAGAUGCCAGAUUUGCGAGCCAAGGCCACUACUACACACCAACACAUCGCACUGCAGUUGGUUGAAGCUGUACAGAUCAUGCUGUCAAAUCCUUUGGAAUACCUUCCUCCCUGGGAUCCCAACGACUUCAGUGCUCGAUGGAAUGAAAUUUACGGCAACAACUUGGGCGCCCUGGCGAUGUUCUGUAUACUUUAUCCUGAGAACAUGGAAGCCAUCAACAUGGCCAAAGAUUACAUGGAAAGAAUGGCGGCUCAGCCUAGUUGGUUAGUAAAGGAUGCACCCUGGGAUGAAGUUCCUCUUGCUCACUCUUUGGUCGGAUUUGCCACUGCCUAUGACUUCUUGUACAACUACCUUAGCAAGUUUCAGCAGGAGAAAUUUCUUGAGGUAAUUGCCAACGCCUCAGGUUAUAUGUAUGAAGCAUCGUAUAGGCGUGGAUGGGGUUUCCAAUACCUACACAACCAUCAGCCUACCAACUGUGUGGCCUUGUUGGCAGGAAGCCUGGUUCUAAUGAAUCAAGGUUAUCUUCAGGAAGCAUACCUAUGGACUAAGCAAGUCUUAACCAUCAUGGAGAAGUCUAUAGUUCUGCUGCAAGAAGUGACAGAUGGCUCUCUCUAUGAAGGAGUAGCAUAUGGCAGUUACACCACCAGAUCACUUUUUCAGUACAUCUUUCUUGUCCAAAGGCACUUUGACAUUAACCACUUCAACCACCCCUGGCUUAAACAACAUUUUGCUUUUAUGUAUAAGACAGUUCUGCCAGGAUUCCAAAGGACAGUUGCUAUUGCAGAUUCCAACUACAACUGGUUUUAUGGACCAGAGAGCCAGUUGGUAUUCCUGGAUAAAUUUGUUAUGCGCAAUGGCAGUGGGAAUUGGUUGGCAGAUCAGAUCAGAAGGAACAGAGUGCUUGAAGGCCCAGGGACUCCAUCCAAAGGACAGCGAUGGUGCACCCUUCACACUGAAUUUAUCUGGUAUGAUGCAAGCCUGGGUUUUGUACCUCCACCAGAUUAUGGUAUUCCAAAGCUGCAUUAUUUUGAGGACUGGGGAGUUGUAACAUAUGGAAGUGCACUGCCAGCUGAAAUCAACAGACCCUUCCUCUCCUUCAAAUCGGGAAAGCUUGGAGGACGUGCAAUAUAUGAUAUUGUUCACAGGAACAAAUACAAAGACUGGAUCAAAGGUUGGCGGAACUUCAAUGCUGGUCAUGAACACCCAGAUCAGAACUCGUUUACUUUUGCACCCAAUGGUGUACCUUUCAUAACGGAAGCUCUGUAUGGACCAAAGUACACAUUUUUAAACAAUGUGCUGAUGUUUUCUCCAGCUGCAUCAAAGAGCUGCUUCUAUCCAUGGGAAGGACAAGUUACCGAAGACUGCUCAUCAAAGUGGUUAAAGUACAAACAUGACUUGGCUGCAGACUGCCAGGGGAGAGUGGUUGCUGCUAUGGAAAGAAGUGGGAUCAUCUUUAUCAGAGGUGAAGGAGUAGGUGCCUACAACCCCAAACUAAAGUUGAAAAGCUUCCAAAGAAACCUUUUCCUUAUACAUCCUCAGCUGCUCUUGCUAGUGGACCAAAUACAUCUUGAUAAUGAUAGUCCCUUGGAAAUGGCAACCAGCUUUUUCCACAAUGUGGAUGUGCCUUUUGAAGAAACUGUGAUUGAUGAUGUCCAUGGGGCCUUUAUUAGGCAACGGGAUGGGCUGUACAAGAUGUAUUGGAUGGAUGACACUGGCUAUAGUGAAAAAGCUGUUGUCAACACAAGAAUGUAUCCCAGAGGCUACCCUUACAAUGGAACAAAUUAUGUGAAUGUCACAACUCGCCUACGUAGACCGGUCACUAGAGCUGUGUACCUCUUCAUUGGACCUUCCAUCGAUGUCCAAAGCUUCAGUGUCCAUGGGGAUUCUCAGCAGUUGAAUGUUUUCAUUACCACUGGUGAGCAUGCCUAUGCCAUCUAUUUGUGGACUGGAGAGGAUAGAAGCCGCUCUGUCUUUGCACAAGUUAUUUCAGACCGCCAGAAGGUCCUGUUUGACCGAGCUGCUUCCAUUAGAAGUUUCCCCAUAUCAGAAGUAAGAGACUAUGCAGCAGUCGUCGAACAGAACCUUCAGCAUUUCAAACCUGUUUUUCAGCAGCUAGAGAAACAGAUUUUGUCCCGGGUACGAAAUACAGACAGUUUCAGAAAAACAGCUGAACGUCUGCUAAGGUUUUCAGAUAAGAGACAGACAGAGGAGGCCAUUGACAGAAUAUUUGCAAUCUCUCAGCAGCAGCAGCAGCAAGGCAGGUCAAAGAGGAACAGAAAAGUGGCCAAAGGCUAUAAGUUCAUUGAUGCUGGCCCUGACAUUUUUGCACAGAUUGAAGUCAAUGAAAGGAAAGUUCGACAGAAGGCACAGACUUUGGCUCAAAAAGAGCUGCCUGUGGAUGAAGAUGAGGAAAUGAAAGAUCUUCUGGAUUUUGCAGAUAUUACUUAUGGGAAACACAAAAACAGUGUAUCAGUCAAAGGCCGAUUUGGCUUUGCACAGAUGUUUGCAACUGCUCGAAGUAGUGCUCCUUCAAUGUCAGCAUCUUACACCCGCCUCUUCCUCAUUCUGAACAUUGUGAUUUUCUUUAUCAUGCUUGCAAUGCAAAUCACUUGGUUUCAGAAAGCCAAGAGUCUCCAUGGCCAAAGAUGCCUUUAUGCAGUCUUGCUAAUUGACAGCUGUAUAUUACUGUGGCUGUAUUCUUCUUGUUCCCAGUCACAAUGCUAGCACAAGAAAAAAAAGGCAGGAAAAAUAGGCCAUGACUGUUAACUUGACCAUUCUGUGGUUAGAUAUGCCUAUGCAAAGCAUUAACCCUAAUAGGGCCAAAGAAUGUUUUGUUUCUUUUGUGACACAUUCCAGGAAACAGAUUGGCUUUUUGCAGUCAGAGAACAUAAGUUUUAAUGGGCAUUGGAGUUUUGGGCACAUUUCUCAGACCACCCCCUAGAUACGGGUCAAGUUGGAUUUGUCCUAUGAAUUAAUGUCUCCUUGUUCUGAAAUCCCAUGUAUGGCAUUGCAUUCCCUUCCUUAGAAACAAAAUCCCUUUUUGCUGAGUUGUUUCAUGGUGUGUGUGUGUGUGUGUGUGUGUGUGUGUGUGUUUCAAAAUUCAACUGAGAUUAAUUUAAUAUCAUCCUGGCUAUUCUCAUGUGCUACAGAGACUGGAAUGGAUGGUUGUAUGAAAGCAGUGUUCCAUUGCACUCCAAACUCUUUUAUGCAUGCCGCUGUCUAUCUUAAAGCAUUGGCACUACAGCUGCCAGUGGGGCUUUAUUCUCAUCUCAGUCAGCCUUCCAAAGAAGAUACUCUUUGCCUUGCUCCCAUCCUACCACACCAUUUAAUAUGAUGUGAAAUCAUUCUCCCUUCCAAUGUGACUUGUUAUGAGAUAGCCUAACUUAAGAUAUAAAGGUAGUAGGAGUAGCUUACAGCCCGUGGAACAUGAAGAGCUUGGUUGUGCAUAUCUUUUAAAUUAGGGUUGGGAAUAUGUGGUCCAAAAGCUUCCAGAUGUCUGCAUAGAAUGAUAGAGUCAUAGAGUGGGAAGAGACCUCAAUGACCAUCUAGCCUGCCAUGCAGGAAUACACAACCAAAACACUUCUGACAGGUGGCCAUACAGCCUCUGUUUAAAAACUUCCAAAGAAGGAUACUUCACCACCCUCAGAGGCAGCAUAUUCCACUGUCAAACAGGUCUUACCAUCAGAAAGUUCUUCCUAAUGUUUAGGUUGAAUCUUUUUUCCUUUAUUCCUUUGAAUACAUUGCUCCAUGUGCUAAUCUCUGGAGCCUCAGAAAACAGGCUUGCUCCAUCCUCAAUAUGACAUCCCUUAAAAUAUUUAAAUAUGGCUGUCAUUCACCUUCUCUUCUCCAGACUAAACAUACCCAGUUCCCUAAGCUGUUCCUCAUAGGGCAUAGCUAGCACUUGUUAUUUGAAAUGGUAGAGUAUGAUACCUUCACAGGUAUCCUUCUUGUCUCCAGUCCUUUCCCCCCAUUUAUACUGUGGUGAGGGGGAAGGAGCAACAGUUUCAUGUGAUUUGGCCAGUGCCACACACUUCUUCAGUGGGACUAAAAGCUUGCACAUGCCUAUAAAGCAAAAAACAUUCCACAUUGCAAGUUACAGAAUUAGACACCAUUAGUCCUAAUACCACAGAGAAGUCUUGUAAGACUCUCAAGUUCUUUUCAAUAGAAUCUGUUCUCAGAAAUCUGCUGCUGGUCAUCUACAAAUCCUGACUGGAGAAUUGGUUUUUAAAUUGUGUGAGAAUGCCAUCAUAGCAGGGGAGGAAGAAAUAAUAGCUGCAUAGGUCCAACCCAGUUGUUCAACUGAGAAAGAUAGGAAGCAGUCAGGAUGAAGGAAUGGGAUAUAUCUGUAUCAGUGGGUGAGUGUUGGUACUGGGAGUGAGUGAAACUGGGAGUGUGUGGUGAAGUACAUGAUUGUUGAAUGACUUCUGGAGAGGACUAUCUUUUUGUGGGAAUAGUUGGAGGAUGCUCCUGACAUUGAAGGCUCACCAGCUCCACAGGUACCCAGAUCUUUUUUUUAAAAAAAAAACAGGAAAUAGCAUUGCUUCUGUGAUAAACAGAUGUGAUACUCCUGCGUGCAACAAUCAUAGGGUUAAUUUUUUAAUCUUAGACAUUUGAAAAUGAGAAGCUGAAAAACUGCCUUAUUAUUGUAUGACUUGAGGGAGAUAAAACUUUUUUCCCAAAUAAUUUUUUGCUAAAUAAACAGAUUAUACAUAACUCA